AUGGAGUUUGAGACGGGGCCGCCUCAUCGGUGCGGAGUAAGCUUCUUGGGGAACGAAGAAGAGGGGAAGGAGACUGAAGUGCGGGGACAGGUCCUGCUCGAUAUGUUUUUGGGGAUUUGUUGGCUGCACGGGUUUCGCGCGAGUUGGAUUCUUGACUCGGUUACCGACAUUUACAACCAUGAGAAAAUGCGCUACACCAUGGGCGUUGAGAAAGGCAUGUCUUUUUAUGAGAACAAGGGUUUUCUCUUCAGCAUCGACACCAUCAAGCAAAGGUCCCGACCGGAACCGUGUCUUGGAUUCACAGACUUCGCCAGCGGCAGAAGCGGCGACAGCGGAGGACUCGAGGAUUUGUAUGUGUCUGGCAAGUGCCAAGUUCGCAGAGAUUUGCUGCAGUCUCCCGGAUUUGAGCCCUCCGUACUCUACCCCCUCCACGAGAAGGCCUUUUCAACGCUGCACCAGCUCGUCUUUGACUGCCGAGCUGCGGCGUGGCAGAACUGCAGCGACGGGGAAAGCAGCAGCGGCAGUCCUUUCCCCCUACUGGAGAAGCUGCCCGACGGCAGCUGCGCAUUUGAGAGACAUCCCUUGUGGCAACAACUGGCAGAAUUGAGCCCUGAGCACUGUGGCUUCGCCCAGCGCGUAGGGGCAUGCCAUGCGUACGUGCGCAAGCAUCUAGGAUGCACACACACCAAGAAGGACGGCUGUCCCUUCCUGCAGUUCCUCUACAAAGCUUUUAUCUACCCAGGAGGCGAUCCUACCCAAAAGAUACCGACAAUUGUCGCAGACAGGUGGGAUCUUAUUGGCAGGCGGGUUGCUACGCAACACGGCUUUCGGCCUAGGCGACUGCUUCUCGAUCUCCUUCAGAAGGAGCUCGCCGACUGCAGUUCAAGCGACAGUUCACUGCUGCAGGAAGUGAAGAGGGCAGGGUUAACCUGCGAGCAGCUGCACCAAGAUGGGGAGACGUUGCAGGAGCUACUGCAGCACUCCUUGAUGAUGCUAGACCUUUCAGGCCUUCCCCAGUUUUGGGUGUCUGCCCAGAGCGCAGCAGCAUCUCUAACCACAGAACCGUUGGCAGAAGCAGACCCUCCUGAGCAACCGUACUGCCCGGCUUCUUUUGCUUGGGAGUUCAUUACGCGGAUGCAAGGACAGCUGUUCAGACACCGGAAAUUCGUCUUGCCAUACAAAAAUAGCGCUCAUGACCUUUUAGGUGUGGCCGAACGAAAAGACCUUGACGGCAACUACCAUUCGACCCGCGAAGGGCCCCCUCCCGCCCCCCGCCUCCCACCCAUCAGGGGCCUGGGGCCCCCUGUUUGA
Molecule: messenger RNA, 1311 nt
Organism: Cyclospora cayetanensis
Lineage: Eukaryota; Apicomplexa; Conoidasida; Eucoccidiorida; Eimeriidae
Exons: 3
Coding region: 1-1311 (436 amino acids)
Source: RefSeq, a predicted model, not a curated record